Molecule: messenger RNA, 13188 nt
Organism: Parus major (Great Tit)
Lineage: Eukaryota; Metazoa; Chordata; Aves; Passeriformes; Paridae
Gene: AFF2
Product: AF4/FMR2 family member 2
Exons: 22
Coding region: 304-4131 (1275 amino acids)
Biological process (GO): regulation of RNA splicing
Cellular component (GO): nuclear speck; nucleus
Molecular function (GO): G-quadruplex RNA binding
Source: RefSeq, a predicted model, not a curated record
UUUUGGGCUGGCAUACAGCUCUGACUCAGGGCUGUAUCUGCCCACUAAUGAUCUGGUGCCUACAGCCCGCUUCUGAUCUGAGGUAUCUGAGCCCAUCUUGUCUCCUUGAAGGCAGCAAAAAGCGUUGCUGCCAUAAUAGCACUUUGUGGCUUUACUGUAAUAAUCUGGUGGCAGAGAAGGCAUGAUUUUGGGACUCUCAGUGCCCUGAGAGGACACAGGCUGCUGCUCUUGCCAGCAAGAGGGUAUCCUGGAAGAACUGGCCUCUAUGCACCUGCCUGAGGAUGAGCUACAACACAACCAAAAAUGCAGCAAUUGCAGCAUCAGAAUCACUAUGAGCAAGACCGGAGUGCACUUAAGCGGAAAGAAUGGGAGAGAAGAAACCAGGAAGUCCAGCAAGAUGAAGAUCUCUUUGCUUCAGGUUUUAACCUCUUUGGGGAACCCUACAAGACAAAUAAAGGUGAUGCCCUUGCAAACCGUGUCCAGAACACAUUGGGAAAUUAUGAUGAGAUGAAGGAUCUAUUAACCAACCACUCCAACCAGAGCCACCUUGUAGGAAUCCCGAAGAAUUCUGUCCCACAGACACCCAUUGACAAAAAUGAACAGAACUUUUUCCCAGAACCAAGGAACAGGAUGAUCCCAUCUCAUCAGAUCAGCGGCAACUCAUCAACAGCAAUGCCUCCACCUUCUUCACUGUCAUCUAACUCUACUUUGCUACACAGCCACCAGAGCAGCAGGAAGUCGAGGACAGAUUGGUCACGCAGUGGUCACAACCCCAGUGGGGCCCAACCAAGCCAAUCCAGUGGCCAGCAGAGUCGGACAAAGCACAGCUCUUCUCAUGACCAGUCACAGGGCAGAUAUGAAGAUCUCUAUAAUUGCCAGAGUGAGCAGCAUAAAAGUGGGGGAACUGAGGAAGCAAACGCUAUGGCAACAUCUUCACAUUCAAGGAGGCACACUCAUGCAAAGUCAGCUCCUGGAGAACACACUUAUAAAGAAAACAGUCAUUCAAAGUCACCCACAGAGCUUGAGUUUGUAGGCCAUGGUCCUGGAUCUCCACUUCCUUCCACUUCUUUGUUAACUGCAAACAAUGGUCUUUCGACUCAGAAUUUCCCACCAGGACUUCACUGUAAAAACAGCAUGGUCCAGCAGAAGCCUACAGCUUAUGUCAGGCCUAUGGAUGGUCAGGACCAGGUACCCAAUGACUCACCCGAACUGAAACCCCCAAUAGAAAUUGAGAGUGGAUAUGGAAAUCAGUCUUUUGGAACUCUGCUGGAAGGAAAAGUGAACACACCUAGUUCGAAGAACAAAGUACCAAAGCUCAACAUUCCUCCUGUUAGUGAAGUUGCCCUUCCCAAUGAUUCCAGCUGUGUGGAAGAAAUACUGCGAGAGAUGACCCAUUCCUGGCCUCCUCCUCUUACUGCUAUUCACACUCCCGGCAAGGCUGAGCAGACCAAGUUUUCUAUCCCAAACAAGGACUCCCAACAUCUGACCUCAGGAUACAAUGUACAAAAGUGGAGUGAUCCAGCAGGGAAAGUUGCAACUAAGUCAGUGCCACAAAAGUCAAUGCUUGAGGAUGAUCUAAAACUCAGCAGUGAUGAAGAUGACAAUGAACAGGCUGCUGAAAAGACAAAAUUGAGAAACAUUCCUGUAAACAGUCUCCCAGUGCCAGUGGCACAUGCCUCUGGAUUGGCCCAUUCCAGUGGCGGCUCUGGCAGCUCCAGCGAGUCCGAGAGCAGCUCUGAGUCCGACUCUGAUAGUGAGAGCAGCUCCAGUGACAGCGAGUGCAAUGAGGAGUCACGCAGUGCCACGCCAGAGCCUGAACCCCCCUCAACAAAUAAAUGGCAGCUGGAUAAAUGGCUAAAUAAAGUGAACCCCCCCAAUAAGACCAUCAUCAACAAUCAAAAUGAGCCUCACAGUGAGAGCAGCUCCCAGCCCCAGAGCAACCAGCAGCCUGAAGGGCCAAACAAAGGGAAGCUCAACAGCAGCCUGCCCCUGACUGAUUCCAAAGACCGGGCGAUCCUCAGUCCCAUCCGAGAGAAAGCCAAACCACGAGUUUCCCAGAAAACUCCAGAGGCAAAAAGCUCCAAGCAGAAAUCACCAGCUCAUAAUGAGCCAACUUCACAAAGGACUACCGGGAAAAAGCAACCCAAAAAGGUAGAAAGGACUUCCAGCGUAGAAGAGUAUAACUGGCCCAAACCAAAUAAUACCAGCAACACUCCCAAAGAAAAAGACACACAGGAACCCCCCGAGCAGCCAAAGGUUCGAACUAAAGCAGCAGUUGGGAAGACAGCUCCAAGGAAAGAACCACGAACGAGCACAGGUCUCACUUCAGAGAAGAAAAAGUACAGAGGCCCCAGCAAAAUUGUCCCGAAGUCACGGGAGUUCAUUGAAACUGAUUCAUCUACUUCUGACUCAAACACAGACCAGGAGGAGAACUUGCAGGCGAAGGUGCUGCCAGCCUGCACUGGGUCUGGCAGUGGUGUCAAAGUGAAGGAUUCUGGCAGUAACAUCCUCAGCGUAAGUAGCUUAACCAGCAAUGGCAGUAACACAUCCAUUGACCAGACCAGCAAUGAUCUGGAGGAGCAGCUUUUUUCUCCUAUCCCAAUUGUACAAAAUGAACUUCUGUCCCCACUGAGAGAAUAUGAAGAACUCAAAUCUCUGUGGGUGAAAAUAGACCUUAGUUUACUCUCUAGGAUACCUGGACAGGAAACUUUUGAGACCACGUCUGUGAAAAGUGAACUGAGAGAGGCAAAUGUGAAACACAGGCGGCCAUCUCGAGACUCCCCUACCCCAACAGCUGAAAAACCCUCCGCAAAAUCCAAAAGGAAACACAAGAUGGAAAGCCUGGAUACCUUUGCUGAAAGCAAGAAGCAGCGCCUGGAGGAGCCUCCUGCUUCCUGUCUGCUCCCACCUUGUAUAUCUCCAAUACCGAACCACAGAAUAACCAGCACUAAAGAAAGCAACAGUAGCUCAGUGAAGAAGGUGACAAAGAAAAGAGAAGAGAAGCUGUUUCCUCCUCCCUUGUCCCCACUCUUGGAUGAUCCUGUGCACCGGCGGCACAGCAGUGACAACGGCUCCUUCAGCCAGGAGCCCACUGUCACAAACACCUCACAGACCAGCAGCUCUUCCUCCUCUGUUUCUAAACACAGAAAGAAUGAAAAUAAAUCUUCUUCUAACCCCAAAGGAAUCUGUGAGGAAGAAUCUCACAGUACACCCACAGCCAACACUCUUCUUGACACCAGCCAUCUAGAGUCAGACAUCUGGUCUGCAAUGCCAACACUUUCCAAUGGGAAUUCUGAGCCCAGAAGACCCAAAAUAACAUUUGAUGAUGUGCUUCACAAUGCAGAUUAUUACAUGCAAGAGGCUAAGAAGCUGAAGCAUAAAGCAGAUGCACUGCUGGAGAAGUUUGGUAAAGCAGUGAAUUAUGCUGAUGCUGCCCUCUCCUUCAUCGAAUGUGGAAAUGCUAUGGAGCGAGAUCCAUUAGAAGCUAAAUCUCCAUACACCAUGUACUCAGAGACUGUGGAACUCAUCAGGUAUGCAAUGAGACUCAAGAAUUUCACAGGCUCUUCUGCCACAGAAGGGGACAAGAAAUUAGCAGUUUUAUGCUACCGAUGCUUAUCACUUCUCUACUUGAGAAUGUUUAAACUAAAGAAGGACCAUGCUAUGAAGUACUCCAGAUCUCUGAUGGAAUAUUUUAAGGGUUUUACAAGGUGCUACACAGACGUGAAAGGCAGAAUGAGUAAGCAGAACUCUUCAAAAGCCUCUCAGGCCCCCUCACCUUGGGGCGGCAAUGGAAAGAGUACAGAAACUCCCUCACCCAUGUCCCUGAGCCCAUCCCCCGUCAGCUCUGCUGGAAGCAGCACAGGGACCACCUGCUCGUCCUCGGCCGGGACCAUCACCAUCCCCCAGCGCAUCCACCACAUGGCUGCCAGCCAUGUCAACAUCACCAACAAUGUCCUGCGCAGCUAUGAGCACUGGGACAUGGCUGACAAGCUGACCAAGGAGAACAAAGAGUUCUUUGUAGACCUGGACUCAGUGAUGGGACCCUUAACACAACACAGCAGUAUGACCAAUCUGGUUCGUUACGUUCGCCAGGGACUCCACUGGCUCCGCGUUGAGGCUCAUUUAUUGUAGUGACUGAUGCCCUAUUCAUGACAUCCCCAUUCUUCUACCUCUACCAGCGCAGAGACGAUCACUGGUGGAACUCCACUCAUUUUUGAAAGUUUAUUCACGUAACUUCAUUUUUAUUGCCUUUUUUAAUAUCCUAUCUAUUGGAAGUAGAAGUCACCAUAAAUGAAACUUAUGACUCAAGAGCCGUAUGUGUUGUAUCAUCUAAUAAUUUUUGACAAUUUUCUAUGCCUUGUGUCUCCUGGAUCCUGCCAUCCUUAUGUGCUUUAUGGAACGGUACAGUCCUUGCAGUAUUGUUUUAAGUCCAUGCUGCCUUCAAGUGAACACAAAAAAAGCACUUUGAGAAGAUUGGGCUCCUGAGAAAUAGUACAAAGCGUCUUAAAUAUUUAAGGGUAUAUAUGAGAAGUCCCUUCUGAAAUAAAUUAGUUGAAAUUAUAGCUAUUCAUUCAAAAUAAUCUUCUGAACCUGAACCAAGCUUUUUGACGCUUAAUUCUGGCAUCAUUACUUGACUCAGUACAUUCCUAAGAUUUUAUACUUCCUAUAGGUUUAAUCUCUAAAAAAAAUCAUUGAAUAUUUUACAGGUACAGAAUGUAAGAUCACCAAAGGUGUUAAGAGGUAAAAGGUUGAAGGAAAGCCUCAUUAAAGAACGAUGACACACUAUGCAAUGAGGUUUUGAUAUUCCAUUCCUCCAGUUUAUUGUUUGUUUAAGAAUUUCAGUAGGCAGCAGAAUUUAUUGCAGUUUUUAAGCAUUUUCAAAAUAUUAGCUUUCUUAGUCUUAUCUACUAUUCCUAUACUAAAUCUGUGAGUUUUCUUUAUUUUUAGUCUCAAACAAAUACUUAUCCAAGAUUUUUCUUCAUAGAACAAUCUCUCCUUGCAUAGUGACUCACUGAAAGAUUUUAACAGGACUGCUGCACUCUAAGCAUUGAUAUUGUAUGUAGAAGCCCAUUAAUAAGUGUAUGCAGAUUCUUUAUGAACUGUCUAGAAGUUUAACUAACCAGCUACUGUUGAAACAUUAUAAUUCCAUGUAGCAUCAAUUUUCACCUGUUUUGUUCAUUUCAGAGCAUUAGAAACUAACAGUAUUAUCUUGCUAUCUUCAAAACAAUGUCAAAUUAAAUAAAAUCACCAGAUUUACCCAAAAGCAAUAUAACAUUUGUUUAAUAAUGGCCAUGAAUACUUCAGUCAGAUUACCUUUUUUCCAAGCUCUGCAUCUGUUUACCCAUGCCGUCAUGUUUUGGACCAUUCCUCUAAUGCGUGAAUACUAAUGAGACAAUUCAGAUAGAAUUUCAAAGCAAUUGUGAAUAAAUUGCACCAUUUCACAUUUGCUCUUUCCUCUUAUUUUUUUCCCCUGUUAUAAACUGCACUGCUCUUCUGGUGCCACUGCAAGAGGCGCUGGUGCAUGAAACAAAACAAAAUGGAUUUAUAUCAAUAAUUCACAAGUUUUUAAAUGGUCUCAUCUCAUUCUUGAUAUAAUGCCUGCAUACCUUACUGAACUGUAAAUUCCAUUUCUAUAAACAUGCUCAUAGCAAUGUAAAUAUUAUUCUGACUCAUCUCAUUGAAAUAAUACAAUAUGUGUAUUAAAUGCCAUCCAGAUAUUAGUUAAUUGCAAUUACUUUCUGCUAUAUAAAACUGUAUAUUCUUUAAUCCAGUGAGUUAUUGGAUUCUACUCACUGGGUUGUGGCCAGAUAAAUAGGACAAAUUUGCAUUUAAAAGGUUCAGACUGUUAAGGUUUUCAGAGCAGGCCUUGAAUAUUUGCAAUAAGAGCAGUUUAAGGACUCUACCAAGUGCACAUUUAAGACAAACAUUUCUUUAGCUGUUGGAUAUUAGCUUCCUAUAGUACUACCUUUUCUUACAAAUCAAUAAUUCCUAACAUUUUUUUUCCCAAGACUGUAUUGUAAACACUGCCAACAUGAAUCAUUAGAGAAAUUAUCUAAUGAUAAUAGGGUUUUCUGCAAAGGAUAUUUGCAGAACAUGCACAUCCUGUAUUAUCUGCACAUUCCUGUUACUGAAGUGGUUGAUUCACCCUUAUCUGUUCUCUGAGGGUUUCAGUAACACAGCUGAAACCUGAAUCUGACGCAUUGGUCACACCGACUCUGGCCCCAGUAGCUAAUGAAUAAAACCACGGCAGUCUGAGCUAUUCAGGAAUGUAGAUGAAUGGUGGUGGUCAGGGGUUUUUUAAAGUAAAAGAAAAGUAAACAUUUGAAAUAUUUUUUUUAACAGGUUGGGUACUUGAGAUGAAGGUUGAGCUGAUUUUGUCAUAAGCCAGAGUUUUCCAUUCUUUUUGCAAGUAACUAUUUAGUCUAAUUAAUUAUAUUGUCAUCACUUGCUCCUUUAAUGUAGAUCAAAAUCCAAGACUUCCAUGCAUUUACAAAGGAUAGCAAUGUCUUGAAGACAGUCUUCAGACACAGGGGUCUUCAGAAUUUGCUGCAGUCAUUCAGUGAUCACCAUAUAUUAUCUUUCCCUUGUUGCUUGUGGUAAACAGGCUCCUAUCUCUAAAUUUACCCCAUGUUCAACAAUCUUUUGCUUAAACAGCUUAAGGAAUUAGUUGUCCUGAUUUUGUAUCCUGUGAGUUAGGUUGAAAUGUGUGCUGAAUCAAUGGCAUGAUGAUAAUAAGUCCAGCAGUCAAGUCUAGGAUCACAACCCAACUUACUAUUUAGCAGUCUUGUUUCAAAAGCAGCUUAGAAACACAUUAAAUAUGGAGAGAAAAUUAUUGUCUUAUCCCCAGGGAUGAUGCUUCUUUUGGGUUAGUUAUUAAGGAUUAUUGCACUUUUACAGGCACUAUAUUCAUCUCAUUUCAAUUGCCAACAUGUCAUUUUCAUGGAAUCAUUUUACCCCUUAAAAUAUUACUUCCAGCAGAGCUAAUCAAAUGAGAUUGUUUUUUAUUUCAAUCCAUGGGGAAGCAGUAUGUCUGUGCUUGGGCAUUUGCAAUGUCUGCACUUAAAACUGCCCAAUUCAGGCGUUCAAAAUUAUGAACCAAGCAUCAAAAAUUACAAGAUUGGAUUAAAAUUGUGGUUUAGUUUUGUUGGAUUUUUUUAAUAAACUCUUUGAUUCUUGUAUUGCCAAAUACAGGAUGCUGAGCUUUGGGACUGAUUUCAUGACACAUUUUCAGGCAUUUUACAAGCAUGCCAAGGGCUGGAACUGACAUAUUUGUUUUUAAUAGUGAUAAACUGGAACAGUGAUGCAAUCUCUUGACUUCUGUAGCUGGAUUGAAGAAAGACACCAAGCUUCGUAAAACAUUGCCAGAACUGACAAGACUGUAAUUUGUGACCAUGGCUGAGAAGGUUUGGAGCUGUAUAAAGAGUUCAGCAGUGAAGGGAGCAGGCCUGUAAAGGGCUAAACUUAGGCACUUGAGGUUUAAGACCCAAGGGCAGAAAAGUCCUAAAUGCUCAAGAGAGGCAUUUACAAAGCACUUAAUCUCCACUUCAAGGGCCGAAGCAGGUUUUAAGUAUUUGACAAGGUGCAGGCAGAAUAUCCAGCUCCCAUUGCAGGGAACAUCUCCAGCUAUGUGAUUUGUGUUUGGGUAUUCUAGAGCAGGGAGCAGAGGGAAAGCCUUUUUGCGAUAGUGUUGGUGGCAACUUUGACAGCUUGCAUCUUAUAGCUUAAUUUCUCUUUUUCUUACAUGUUCUUUGUACUUUCAAUUGUUUAAAUAUUCUCUCUGUGAUUGCUUCAUUUAUAAAUUAUCUCCUUUGAAAGGUAGACACAGAUCUGUUCCUAGUUAUGCGGGGCAUUUUCAAAAAUAGGAUCUGAGAUCUUUCCUCUUAAAGAAACAAAAUAAGCCAAUUGAAUCUGGAAUUUAAUUUCCAUGCUUUUUUUAAAUUUCACGGAUUUUAUUAUGUUAUUCUAUUAUGACAAUUUAGAUUCACUAAUGUUUUUAGAUUCUUUGGAAAAAACUGUUUCAAUGAGUUUUUAUCAGCCUUUAAUACUGUGUAAAUCCAGUUAUUAGUCUUGUAAGUGAAAAUUAACAGAUAACAAAAAUGGAGUUGGUAGGGAUUCUGACUUGAGUAAUAAUGUACUUCAUUGCUUAGAGUUCAGGAGAAAUUCCAUGCAGCAUUGAAGCAAGUCCAUGAGUAUGAGUGUGUGUACACAUCUGAGUAGAUUUAUGUGUGGAUUUGCAGCAGAAAGUCCUUGUUCAUUACUUCAUAGCACAGGAGGAAAGAUAUGGUAGCUGUAAACAGAAAACAUUCCUACCACUGCUGGUGGCAGUGGCAUUAUUCAGGUGUAGUUUGUGCAUAGUCCUGUUUGCAUCUACUGCCUCUUGCAAACAAUGAAGCAGUGGCAGAAAGUAGCAACAAUUCUGUCAUUUUAGUUCUGUGGUCCCUGUAGUAAGAGCUGAAUGUGCUGUGUCAACAUACUGUUUUCCAGGUAAACUCAUUUGCCAUAGACCAGUGUCUUGAAGCUUUAAGAAAGACAAAAUAUUCAACAAGUCACCAAAGAAAAUGAAGUUGCUAUUCUGAAGCAAGUGUAGAAGUGUCCCAACUGCAGGCAGGCUGCAGACGAAGGGGUCUUUGCAAAGGGCCUUUCCCCUCUCAGUAUCUUCCUGACCUGACCUGAAUGCACUGGGAGUGAGGCAAAGGGGAUGAAGAUGGGAAACUAAUCUACUGUCCUUACGAUAUCUUCCAGCUUUACUUUACAUGCUACUUUAUAAAUAUAAAUAAAACAAGUCAAUGUUGGGAGAGCUCAGUUCCUCAGUUUCCAAUAAUCCUCCUGAACUUCCAUGACAUAACCAGAGCACAUCAAUGCGUAAAGGCAUUCUCUGUUGUCUAAUGAGAUAUGUGUAUAUAGGGGUAUAUUUUAGUUAUAUCACUUGAUAUUUAGCCUAAAUGUAUAGGCUAAAAGCUAUUAAGGUCUCCUCCAUUACUGAAACCUCUGCCACUGAAUGCAAAAUGUCCCGCCUGACUUAGAGAGUAGUCAUCUUCUCCCCAGUACCCUUGUCAGACCUGCCUUUCUGAUGUACUUGGUAGCUUUCCUUAAGCCAUUUUGUUUCAGAGAUAUUUAGUCUUCCAAGAUCAUCUGAUCAUCUCACACCAGUUUAAAUCUCUUGUGGUGGCUGCUGAAGUCAGGAUAGAUUGCAUUCAGAUCUUGCGUUCAACUCGGGGGAGGACAUGACUCUAUAGAGAGAGAUGAGAGCAGAUGAGUUACUACAUAAAACUGGUGUCAGGUGAGAAUCAAACCUGGCCUCAUCAGGAGGCACUGCAGCAGAAAUACUGUGAUGAAAAGCUGUUCCCAGAACCACAGGGUGUGUAGUGACAUUUCAGGCAGCUCACUGGCACUGUAAUCAUAUUAGGCAAUGGUAAAGAUGCCAAGAGUGGUUUAAAGAAAGUGGGAGAAGCUGCUGUGGUCUGACAUCGUGAAUUGAAGCUGAGUGUGCUUCUUGGGAAAGGGGACUUAUUACUGUUGAUGUGUCCUGCAAAAUAAUACCUAUACCAUGGUAUCCUGUGAAAUUAGAAUACAGCAGCACCACAUCCAGUUCUUCAGUCCACCUCAGAGUGCCACCUCAUGUCACAGAGAGGUAUUUCUUGUCACUACCUUGAAGUCACCAUCCAGUUAAACCAUUAUUUUUACUUUAUUUGUACAACAGAAGCAAGAACCAAGCCCAAAGGCCCACAUAGUCCUGGCCACUGUACUGGGGGUCCAGUGCUGUGCCCAAGAGGACUGAGAGACCCCAGCCCCACUGCCUGGGUGAGCAGAGCUGUGGCUCCGCAUUGCUUUCAGGUCUUGGUCCUCUGCAGCUGCAGAUGGAUUGGGAUUUGAGCACUCACUUGUACUUGCACUGAAUCUGGAAAUGCCAAUCAAGCUGACAGAAGCUGUGCACACAUGACAGCAUAGAACUCAGUCAGUACCUACUGUACACAGAAUUAGAAUUUAAAUCGUGGUGUCCACAGAACCACUCAUGCUUACAGGACUCCAACUGAGUCCCACUGAUGCCAGUCUAAAAGGUCAUGUGACUGGACAAUGCGGCUGUUUGAGACUUGUUUUCUUCUUUGAUUUUAACUGAGUUUCUCUAUCUGCAAGUUCCAUAAGCUCUCUGUGCUAGAUAUAAGUUUACUCACAACUGUGUGAGUACAUUGUAAUACCAUUGAAAGGCCCUUCAAGUAUAGAUAGCCCUACUUUCCACUCAUCUCAUUUAUUUUCUUCUCAGAAUUCAAAGGAAGGUCAGAUUCUGAGGUGAAUUUAAUUGUUUUAUUGAACAAAAGUAACUACAAUGGACCAAAAUUUGAGCUAAGCAAAUGUAAAGUAACAGUAAAAAAAGUAAAAAUAACUUGGCUCAACUGGUGGAAUUCAUGGCACCAAAUUCUGCUGUCUUGUGGCAUUAGUGCAAGUCUUACAGAGCUUGCUGAGUACUUUUUAUCAGAGGAGAAGCUGGAUAAACAAAAAUGGCAUACCCUUACUGGAGUUAUGUGUAUUAGGCACAAUUGCAUUAACCCAAUUCAUUGAAUGGAAUUCCAUCCAUUUUUGUUCUGGCUGGGCACUCAUCUCACUGAAAGUAGUUCAAGGUCUCUGGACUAGAGCUGAAUAACUGCAAAAAGAUUUGCUCUUCGACCAGACCAUGUGUUGACUCAGCCCUUGCUCAGGGAAACCACCACUGAUUUCAGUGACAAGUAACAAUGUUAUGGACACAGAGGAACACCGGCAAGAGACAUUUACCCUUGAAUUUAUGAAAGAACUGAAUAGUAGAUAGCAACACAAGUGUUUUAUUUAUAACAGAGGUAGAGUACAAGUUCCUCAGCUGGUGUAAACCAGUAUAGGAGUACUGAUUUCAGUGGAGUUAAUCCAAUAUGCACACACCAAGGAGUAAACCCUCUAACCCCAGACUAAUUUUUGCCAGUGUAUCUCUAUGCAGAUAAAUUCCCAAAGCUUUUAUCAUCAUGCCUCUUUACUGAUCAUGCCAUUGAAAUGAUUAAUGUACCAUAAUCCUUGCCUAUGAGGAAAUAUUGUACUUUGCAAAGCUAUGCAGUGUACAGCACAUCAUAAAACAGCUUUAGACCACACAGUCUGUGGGGAGACGCAUUAUCAGAAAUGCGAUGAACAAAGCAUCUUUUGAUCUGAUGUUGAUUACACCUCACUCUGCACUUCCACAGCUGAGUUUUUCAUACAAACCAAGUGAUGGCUGCAUGUAUCUGAUGACUGAGGGCCAAACCAUCAGCUGAUGUGCCUCUAAGUAGCUCUGUGGAUGUCAGUGCUGAUUUACACUGGGUGAAAAACCAGUCCUCUCCCUUUUCAUACUGUGCUGCAUGCCCUAAUGCAGCUUUAUAAAUGCACACUGAGGCUGAGCGAAUAUUGAACUAUUCUGAUUCAGCACCAGAUAAUCCCUGCUAAAAAAAAUUGGAGGGUAAUUCCGGCCUGCCAACUAGAUUUGCAUAUGUUUUGGUUUUAACUAAAGGCAUGGUGCAAUUUCAUUACCUCCCAGUUUAAAUAUUUACUGGCAUCAGCAUUAGCUUGCACAGAAAGAUGGUAAAUAAAUUCAAACAUGUCAUAUAUUCUCUCAGUCUAGAGAUGGAAUCUGUUACCUUAGUUCAAAGACAUGCUAAAGUGGUUUUUCUAAGCCAAAUGGGUUCUGUACAUUCAGAAGUCUUGGCAAAUAUUUAUCUAGGCCCAAUUCUGCUGUUCUUCCCCUGAGCAUCCUGGUCAGCACGUUGCUCCACUGAAGUCCACAGAAGUAACUGUGUGAACUGGUGCUUAGCACACAGAUUGCAGAAGCAGGCACUGAAUAUAUUAGGUUGCAAUCAGAGGUUUAAUUUUAGCCAUAUGUAUCAUUUGAGGACACUGAAAAAUGAUGUACAUCUCAUCCAAGCUGACAGUCCUUGUAUUUCCAUAAAAUAUUGUAUAAUUUAUUCCUGUCUGUAUUUUUGACAUCUCUGGAUUGCAUGUCUUCUACUGAAUCUUAAAUGCUGUUUCUUUUUAAACCCACAUUCAAAAGGUUUAGGAUAUAACAUCACAGAAUAUGAAAACAAGUCAAAGAUUUGGUGAUGUUUUGCUUUGGUUUUGAGCUCUCCUUUCUGAGUUUCUGUUUUGGCUUGGCUGUGGUACUCCCAGAAGUUUUGGAAUGGUUCAACUCAAUUAAAGUUCCUUCCUGUCAUUUGGGAAAAAGGAAAAAUAAUAACAAAAUAGAACUAAGGUUCAGGAAAAGUAAUUCUGGCAAACUUGGUGGGUGUUUGCUCUUCCUAGCUGUCCUGAUUUUUUUAACCCUGCCAUGUUGGGUUCUCUGUCUGUGGGUUCUCUCACCCACCAUUUCUGGCUGUGGCAAAUACUAUUUUUUUUCUUUUUUUUUUGUGUGUGUGUGUGUAUGUGUGUGUGUGUGUGUGUGUGUGUGUGUGUGUGUGUGUGUGUGUGUGUGUGUGUGUGUGUGUGUGUGUGUGUACAUGUAUAAUUAACCAAAAUAUCAGGAAAAUUUAUAUGUGCUUUCCUCUGGUUCCUGGAAAUAGAGCAACAUUAUGACCUUAUGGUCUUCCAGCAAAAGUCAGAUUUAAUUUCUGCAUUGCAGUGCAACUUAAUUAGCUACUGGAAUUAGAUUAUGGUCUAUUAAAUAGCUUUUUACCUUACAUUCAUGUUCUUACUUUUUAUUUACUAUUGAAGUAGUAUUUUUUUCUCAUGUGUGCAAGUAUCAUAUCAAUAAUCAUUGCAAUUCCACAAGGUGUCUUUGUUCUGAACAAGCAUGUUAUUCUUGUAAAGUUUUAAGUAUAAGUUAAGAUGUUUUGUACAGACCAAGGUAACUGUUAAAAUGUCAAGCAAUUACUGAAAUGUUGUAUAGUUAAAAAAGUUUGAUUUCUUUUGCUUUAUAUGUAUAAAAUUGUAUCUUGCCUGUUUUGCUUUGUAUUUCCAACGUGUUGCACAAUUAUGCAUUUUGUUUACAUUUGUUCCUUCUUCAGAAAAAAAAAAGAAAUAACAGUAAUACUUUAUGUACAAACAUUUUAAAUGUACUUUUGUUGUUUUUAAACACAAUGUCUCUGUAUAAAUAAUAUUGUUUGAGCUGGUACAUUCAUGUCUCUCAUGGAGGGAUUAAUUAUACUGCCAGUGCAUUGAAUUAUUUAAAAAAAAAAGUAAAAUAAAAUUUUUAUGAAAAUGUAA